Callorhinus ursinus (northern fur seal) is the source of this 1077-nucleotide messenger RNA. It is a transcript of the gene HTR5A, whose product is annotated as 5-hydroxytryptamine receptor 5A. The record is from RefSeq and is a predicted model, not a curated record. NCBI's taxonomy places the organism in Eukaryota, Metazoa, Chordata, Mammalia, Carnivora, Otariidae. Gene Ontology annotation, cellular component: plasma membrane. Gene Ontology annotation, molecular function: G protein-coupled serotonin receptor activity. Gene Ontology annotation, biological process: adenylate cyclase-activating adrenergic receptor signaling pathway; positive regulation of MAPK cascade.
AUGGAUUCGCCUCUGAACCUAACCUACUUUUCCCUCUCCACCCCCGCCCCUUUGGAGACCAACCGCAGCAGCCUUGACGCCGAAGACCCGCGCCCCAGCCCGCCCCUCCUCUCUGUCUUCGGUGUGCUUGUUCUGACCUUGCUGGGCUUUCUGGUGGCUGCGACGUUCUCCUGGAACCUCCUGGUGCUGGCGACCAUUCUCCGCGUGCGCACCUUCCAUCGAGUUCCGCACAACUUAGUGGCGUCCAUGGCCAUCUCGGAUGUGCUCGUGGCCGCUCUGGUCAUGCCACUGAGCCUGGUGCAUGAGCUGUCCGGCCGCCGUUGGCAGCUGGGCCGACGGCUCUGCCAGCUGUGGAUCGCGUGCGAUGUGCUCUGCUGUACGGCCAGCAUCUGGAAUGUGACGGCCAUCGCGCUGGACCGCUACUGGUCCAUCACCCGCCAUCUGGAAUACACACUCCGCGCCCGCAAGCGCGUCUCCAACGUAAUGAUAGUGCUCACCUGGGCGCUCUCCGCGGUGAUCUCCCUGGCACCGCUGCUCUUCGGCUGGGGGGAGACCUACUCUGAGGGCAGCGAGGAGUGCCAGGUGAGCCGCGAGCCCUCCUAUACCGUGUUCUCCACCGUGGGCGCCUUCUACCUGCCGCUCUGCGUGGUGCUCUUCGUGUACUGGAAGAUCUACAAGGCCGCCAAGUUCCGCGUGGGCUCCAGGAAGACCAACAGCGUCUCACCCUUAUCGGAGGCGGUGGAGGCGAAGACCUCUGCUCAGCAGCCCCAGAUGGUGUUCACUGUCCGCCACACCACCGUCACCUUCCAGACAGAAGGGGACACGUGGAGGGAACAGAAAGAGCAGAAAGCUGCCCUGAUGGUGGGCAUCCUCAUUGGGGUGUUUGCACUCUGCUGGAUCCCCUUCUUCACCACAGAGCUCAUCAGCCCCCUCUGCUCCUGCGACAUCCCCGCCAUCUGGAAGAGCAUCUUCCUUUGGCUGGGCUACUCCAACUCCUUCUUUAACCCCCUCAUCUAUACAGCUUUCAAUAAGAACUACAAUAGCGCCUUCAAGAAUUUCUUUUCUAGGCAACACUGA